Molecule: messenger RNA, 1881 nt
Organism: Solea senegalensis (Senegalese sole)
Lineage: Eukaryota; Metazoa; Chordata; Actinopteri; Pleuronectiformes; Soleidae
Gene: galk1
Product: galactokinase 1
Exons: 8
Coding region: 175-1356 (393 amino acids)
Biological process (GO): galactose metabolic process; carbohydrate phosphorylation
Cellular component (GO): cytosol; cytoplasm
Molecular function (GO): ATP binding; galactokinase activity
Source: RefSeq, a predicted model, not a curated record
ACUAUUAAACAAAAAGAAGUCAACAACCAGGAAGAAAACUUGUAAAACUUGUUCACAACCGAAAACUUACACGUCAACUGAUGUUUUUUCUCCAUUUUGGUAAUUUUUUGCACGUAUGUCUCAGUCUCUCGGUUGUCAGUAGUAUAAUUCAUCGUUUAAGUGAUCUUUAGCUCAAUGGCCAGUUCUUUUCCAAGCGUUUCGGAGCUGGUGGCAGGUGCUCGGCAUCAGUAUGGAAAGGUGUUCGGGGAGGAAGCGCCUCUGGUGGCGGUGUGUGCUCCGGGAAGAGUCAACCUGAUCGGGGAGCACACCGACUACAACCAGGGAUUUGUUCUGCCGAUGGCACUGCCUCUGGUUACUGUGGUGGUUGGCAGUAAAACCUCUGAACAGGAUGUGACAGUGGUAACGGCGACCAAGGAUGUUGAUGAGCCUGUUAGAGUGGACUUCAGCCUGCCCAGUGAUGGAUCACCGCUGAGUCCAGGGUCACCUAGUUGGGCAAACUAUGUGAAGGGUGUUAUCCAUCAUUACAGGGCACCUCCUGUCCCAGGUUUCAGGGCAGUAAUAGCCAGCAGUGUCCCUCUGGGAGGAGGCCUGUCCAGCUCUGCCUCUCUGGAGGUGGCUGUCUACACAUUCCUGCAGCAACUCAAGCCAGAUGAUGGAGAAAAGGUGGCCAAAGCACUGAGCUGUCAGCAGGCAGAACACACUCAUGCUGGUGUGCCAUGUGGCAUCAUGGAUCAGUUUGUGUCCGUCCUUGGGAAGGAGGGGCAUGCUCUGCUCAUCGAUUGCAGGUCACUGGAAGCCACCUCCAUCCCCCUGACAGACCCAGAGCUGGUCAUUCUCAUCACUAACUCAAAUGUGAAGCACUCUCUGACUGGAAGUGAGUAUCCCACAAGACGCAGACAGUGUGAGGGGGCUGCGUCAAUCCUGGGAAAGGCCAGUCUCAGAGACGCCACCAUGAAGGACUUGGAGGAGGCAAGAGACAAAAUGGAUGAUGUUACUUAUCAAAGAGCUCGUCAUGUGAUAGAGGAGAUCGAACGCACCGUUCAAGCUGCUGAGAGCCUCAAAAAAGGAGCCUACAGAGAGUUUGGCAGGCUCAUGGUUGAGAGCCACAACUCUCUCAGGGAUCUGUAUGAGGUGAGCUGCAAGGAGCUGGACGAGCUGGUAUCUGCAGCCAUGGAGGUGGAGGGGGUAUUUGGCAGCCGGAUGACAGGCGGAGGAUUUGGUGGGUGCACUGUGACCUUGUUGCAGGCCGGUGCCAUUGACAAGACUAUACUUCACAUAAAGGAGCGAUACAAUGGAACCCCGACAUUCUAUGUCACAACUCCUUCAGAGGGAGCUCGGGCUCUCAGUCUGCCCUGACUUACUUCAACACAUCAACCAUUUACCACUUGAUGUUUUUUUGUUUACAAUCAUCUGCUAAUAACAUUCUAAUCAGUUAUGCAGAGUUAGAACUGUACUAAAUCUGGGGAAGUGCCUUUACACUUAAACAAAUCUCCCUUGUAACUCUAUGUUCCAUUUCAAUGAUGAAAUACUUUUGCCUCUAGAUACCUUGUAGCAACAGUUUUUAAAUGUAAACACAAACACUUGAUAGAUUAUAUACUUCUAUUUAACUAAUAUGAAGUGAAGGGUUAACUCGAUGCCAGGUAGCUUAAAUGAAACCUUCCGUGGGAGAGUCAUCAGUGUGUCACGGCUUAAAAGAUUUGCCAACGUUUAUUUUACUGAGACUGUGGUCUGUUUUCAGAUUAAGUUUUACCCACAGUGUCAAACUUUACACAUCUUAAUUUUCCAUGGUUAUGUAUGGCUGUUUGACGUGUUCAAACUCAAAUAAUCAUGGUGUACUGUAUGUGUUUUUGCAUUGGUGUAAAUAAAUGAGAUUGCAAAUGA